Vollenhovia emeryi is the source of this 2938-nucleotide messenger RNA. Its product is annotated as glucose dehydrogenase [FAD, quinone]-like. Gene Ontology annotation, molecular function: oxidoreductase activity, acting on CH-OH group of donors; flavin adenine dinucleotide binding. The record is from RefSeq and is a predicted model, not a curated record. NCBI's taxonomy places the organism in Eukaryota, Metazoa, Arthropoda, Insecta, Hymenoptera, Formicidae. The transcript is spliced from 2 exons. Bases 165 to 2108 code for a protein of 647 amino acids.
CAUCUUGUGGACACAUACAAUGGCGCGUUUAAAAACAAACAACACACCGACCUCGAUGUAGGUAUAUAUGACGGGGGAACUUCGAAUGCGGUUCUCUAUUAUCGCGCGUUCCGCUCGCGAGACAGCCACGCUUAAUAGCCAAUUGCCAUUUGGAUGUAUCGGGCAUGGUGCCGAGACAUUUUUACCUUCUCAGUGCUAUCGCUGCAAUUGUCCCGUUGCAGUCGGGCGGACAAUUGUCGCCGGAAAAGUCCCGCAGUGUUUACGGCGAUGGCGUGAGCGGACACGAAUUGACUAAUAUAUUUGGGCUGGGUAUCGGAGCCUUGAAUUUCCUACAGCAAGGUCAACGUGAUACGAACCAGCAGAUACCGGACGCAGUUCCGGAGUUCGGAGCCGUGUACGAUUUCGUGGUGAUUGGCGCGGGCACGGCCGGUGCCACGACAGCUGCGAGGCUUAGCGAGAUCCGUGAGGUCGAGGUGUUGCUGAUCGAAGCUGGAUCUGAUGAGAAUUUGCUCAUGGACAUCCCGAUUCUCGCUCACAUGUUGCAGCUAAGCAACGAUAUCAAUUGGAAGUACCGAACGAAAUCGUCCGACCGAUACUGCCUCGGCAUGACCAACAACAGGUGCAACUGCCCUAGAGGCAAAGUGAUGGGUGGCAGUAGUGUGCUGAACUACAUGAUCGCAACAAGAGGCGGGGCCGAGGAUUACGACCGAUGGGCUGAGAUGGGUAACGAGGGCUGGGCUUACAAGGACGUACUCGAAUACUUUAAAAAACUGGAAACGAUCGACAUCCCAGAGUUGCAAUCGGACGCUACUUACCAUGGAAGUAAGGGACCGUUGCACAUCUCUUAUCCGGUAUUCCGCACACCAUUGGCAGAGGCCUUCCUAGAAGCUGGCAAGGAGCUGGAAUACCCGCUGUUAGAUUACAACGGGAAGAAUAUGAUAGGGUUCUCGUAUUUGCAGAGCACGAUCGCAAAUGGCAGCCGUCUAAGCAGCAAUAGAGCCUACCUACAGCCUGCGAGAGAUCGCCAAAAUCUUCACGUGACACGCAAGAGCACGGUGAGAAAAGUACUGAUUGAUCGUCGCACGAAUCGGGCGAUCGGUGUGGAGUUUGUUAAACAUGGUCGAAUUAUUCACGUGUUUGUGAGGAAGGAAGUGAUUUUGUGCGCGGGUGCUAUUGGAUCACCUCAAUUACUGAUGCUUUCUGGCAUCGGACCAGUCAAACAACUAAAGGAGCUCGGCAUAAGCGUUAUCCGGGACUUGCCGGUUGGCGAAAAUCUGAUGGAUCACGUAGGAUUUGGCGGGUUAACGUGGACGGUUAACGACCCGAUAAGCUUGAAAUUGUUGAACCUCAUAAAUCCUGCUUUUCCGUAUAUACGGGACUACAUGUUGAAGCGAUCGGGACCACUUACGGUUCCGGGUGCGUGCGAAGCUCUCGCUUUCAUCGACACCAAAGAUCCAGAGAAACGUAACGGCUUACCGGACAUCGAACUGCUAUUUAUCGGUGGUGCAUUUAAAGGAGAUGUUAUUUUUCCGAUUGUAAUGGGUUUCAAUGAUCAAAUGAGUCAGAUAUGGAAUAAAUACAUCAACAAUUACGGCUGGACUAUAAUACCGAUGCUGCUGAGACCAAAGAGUCGUGGUCGGAUAAGAUUGCUGGCCAACGACGUUAACGUCAAGCCUGAGAUUGUGCCGAAUUACUUUGACGAUCCGGAAGAUGUCGAGACAAUGAUUGCCGGCAUUAAAGCUGCAAUAAGUGUCGGUCAGACGAAAGCGAUGCAGACGUUCGAUUCACGAUUGUCGAACGAUACUUUUCCCGGAUGCGAAAAGUACGAUUAUGAUUCUCAUGCUUAUUGGGAGUGCGCAGUAAGGACGGCGUCUAUCACUAUCUAUCACUUUUCCGGUACAUGCAAGAUGGGACCGAGAGGAGACCCGACUGCUGUCGUCGACCCUAGAUUAAAGGUGAUCGGCGUUAAAGGAUUGCGAGUAGCAGACAGUUCUAUCAUGCCGGAUAUUGUAUCGGCUCACAUCAACAUGCCUAUUUAUAUGAUCGCCGAGAAGCUGGCCGAUAUGAUCAAGGAAGAGUGGGGGUACUUGGCCAAGUCACGAACGUGACGGUACUGCAUUGAGUAAUAAAGGGCAUUCGACUGGUAAAAAUUUUAUUGGACAUUAACAGUUUGCAGUGUAUGACAAAAGUGAAAGUUAAAUAAGUUAUCAGGGGGGGGGGGGUUUAAUUUUUAUUUUAUAAAUUAUCGUUACAGCAAUUAAUAUUUAUUUGUGUGGACUUGCUUUAGAUUUAAUAAUACCUUUUAGGCACUCUAACAUAUUUUUAGUUUAGAAUUAAGAAUCAAACUAGCGUUUAAACUUAUGUUUCGUUCCUGAGAUAUUCUAAAUUAUGUGACGAGCGUUUGCCGUAAUACGUUAUAUAUUUAUUUUGUCGUUUGAUAUAUUCUUCAUCUGGCCUCAUUUCAAUUUUUGCUCAUCAAAUUACUAAAUGGGAUAUAUGUGGUGAGAUCUUGCCAAAGGGCAUUAUUAUGUAUACGAUUUUUAUCACCCUCUCACAAACACACGUUAUGCAUAACACAUAAAUAUUUAUGUCAUCCGCGACUGCUCGUAUGCUGAAAGGUGCGUUAAAAAGCUUAUUAAUUAUUAUUCAUUCAUACUAUAAAGACUGCUUCAUUUACCUUAAGAAUAUGUCACACGUUUUUAAAAACCCUCAUAUUCUUGUCUACAUGCUAACAGUGUGUACGUUUCGCAAAUAUCUUAAACAUAUUAAUGCGUUUUGCUGUUUAUCAUACAAUUCGUUUAAGGCCCAAACACACGAAAAAACUUAACGGGUUACACCAGUCUAGACAGUCUUGCGCAAGAGUAAUUUCGGGAAAUUUUUUUACAUGUAAAACAAAGUUUAAGAUAAAAACUAAUUUUAUGGCUUUAUUAUACAUAUA